CGAUUUUGAUCUCUUUGUAGCCUUCAUCUGAUACCUUUCCACCACGAAGAGAGAUAGAGUGAACGGACCAUGCUGAUGACCAGAAGAUUUCAGAGGCUUGUGACGUUUACUGCGCUCGUCAUUGUGGUCUACAUUGUGUUUGUAUCGCCAACGGGGAGUGGACUGAGCACGCUAAGCUUCACUGAGCCUUCGGUAACAAGGGGCAUAAGUCCUAAGCACAAGGGAUAUGACUGGGUGCUUGAGCUGAUUUUGCAGGCGAAGCCGGAGGUCAAGCCUUUGACGAAGUACGUCAACGAUGAAAAGGCCAAGCAGAAGUUUGUCACCGACCAAGAUAUGGUGUUCUCUGAGGAAUACCUCGAUAAUCUCUUGAUGGUUCCUAAACAGGCUCAAGACACAUUGAAAAAGGAGCACCAACACUACGUCAACUCGGUACUGAAAGAUCAGCAUAAAAGCUUCCACAACGAGUUGGAUCACCCAUCAGGGGCGGGAAUAAUCUUUGUAGGUGGUGGUAAAUUCUCGUGGCUGGCAUACUUGGGCAUAGAACAGUUGAGACAACUUGGAUGUGAGCUACCAGUUGAGGUCUUCAUUGGAAGUGAAGAGGACUAUGAGGUUGACUUUUGUGAGAACAUCCUACCGGAACUCAAUGCUCGUUGUAGCUAUCUUAACUACGAAACUGGGAACAUUGUUGAAAAGUUGGGAGUCAAAAUUAACGGGUAUCAAUAUAAGAACCUCGCUUUCCUCAUCUCGAAGUUUGAACAGAUAUUGUUUUUGGAUGCAGACAAUGCUCCAUUAAAGGAUCCAACCCCAUUGUUCCACUCUGAGGUGAUGGAGAAAUAUGGGAUGGUUUUAUGGCCAGAUGCCUGGACCAGAACCACGUCUCCAAAGUACUACGAUAUUGCUGGCUUAAAAGUGAGCGAUGAAGUUGUCAGAGGGAGGUUCAAAGACUCUAAGGAAAAGCUUGACAUCAAGAAAGACGUGACGUAUCACGAUAGAGAAGGUACAUUGCCGAACCCUUCCAGUGAAUCUGGAACCAUUCUCGUUGAUAAGACCAAACACGUGAAGACGUUAUUGCUUUCUCUGUACUACAACAUUUUCGGUCCUGAUCUAUACUAUGCCCUUUUAACACAAGGUGCUGCUGGUGAAGGUGACAAGGAAACGUUCAUCGCUGCAUCUACUGUGGUGGGUACACCUCAUUAUCAAGUAUUGCAAAAGGUGAGGUUUAUUGGAGCCCAUUACAACGGUAACUUCCAAAGCAAAGCCCUUGGUCAAGCGGAUCCAAUCCAGGACUACAGAAACUACGUCAUGGGAAACCAUUACGAUGAACUUGAUGAACUGGUCAAAGUUGAAGGCACUGAAGAUGCUAGCGUUGAGUUUAUGCAUAUGAGCUAUCCAAAGCUCAUCCCAUUUGCGCUUUUAAACAACCGUGAGCUAGUCAACGAAGACGGGGGACAUAUUAGAAUGUACGGCUCUAUAACCAACGACGCAGGCUACGACUUUGAACUGAGGAUGUUUGAACUCAUUCUCGGUGCACUGUGCGAAGGAUAUGACGGCCCGUCGUCGGUGAGUCGUAGACUUUUAGGAUUGAGGUUAGUCGAGUACAAGGGACGUGGUACUGAGGACAGUUCGGGACAAGAUAUGAGCCAGUACUGUCCACAACUGAUCGAGCAUACCGAAUGGUUAAGAAAGAACCCUGAAGGUUCUACAUAGACGUGUCUCUCAAAGUGUGCAUAUUGACAACCUUUGCAUAGUUAUAUACGAUCUUUAUUCCAAUCUUUCCAACAAAAGAUGGGAAUAAAGCAGUCGAUCAGUACAUCCAAGCAGACUGUAUCGUAAGUAUAUACUCACCCUUUCUUUCAAUCAAGUGAAGCAAGUUUUCUGGGACAAAUGGUCCCUCCCAGAGAGAGGCCUGUAGGUUGCGUAAUUUCUGCC
Molecule: messenger RNA, 1929 nt
Organism: Williopsis jadinii
Lineage: Eukaryota; Fungi; Ascomycota; Saccharomycetes; Phaffomycetales; Wickerhamomycetaceae
Product: alpha-mannosyltransferase
Exons: 1
Coding region: 70-1707 (545 amino acids)
Biological process (GO): mannan biosynthetic process
Cellular component (GO): Golgi apparatus
Molecular function (GO): alpha-1,2-mannosyltransferase activity
Source: RefSeq, a predicted model, not a curated record